ACGAAUUUCAGUCAUUGUCGGUGCAGGGGUUUUUCUGGGACCCGAUUGACGGAUACAUCUCGAUCGUGUUUUUUUGUUGUUGUUUGGUGUGUUUUUGCUCGUGUGCGUGUGUGUGUGUUGCGGGUACGUGUGCGAUAAAUCGACGGUCGGGUCAGUGUGGCAAAGGCUCCGAAACAUUGUGACGCUAGAAUCUGCUAGAACACACCUUCCUUCUCGGAGCGACUGCACAACAAAAACAGACAAACAACGUGGAAACAAAUUUGUAAAACGAUGAAAUCCUUCCUGAUUCUGUUUGCCUGCAUGGUGUGCACGCUUGCUCGCCCAGAACCGGAACCGCCCCGUGCGCGCAUUGUCGUGCCGGCCAAACAGCAACAGCUGCCCCAGUACGAAUAUGGAGCUCCAAAGCCGGAGUAUGGACCACCAGCUGAGGAGUACGGACCACCACCGCCCACCGUGUACGGUCCGCCGGCCCGUGAAUAUGGUCCUCCACCGAAACUGAUCACCAAGAACGUGUACGUCCACGUCCCACCAGAGGAACCUACCGAGAUCAUCAGAAGUCCCGUGCUGGAGGCUCCCAUUCCCAAGAAACAUUACAAAAUCAUCUUCAUCAAGGCGCCAGCACCACCGGCACCGAUCAAGCAGGUGAUUCCACCACAGCCACAGGACGAACAUAAGACGCUGGUGUACGUGCUGGUCAAGAAGCCGGAGGAACCGGCACCGCUGGAAAUCCCCGUACCGGAAACUACCGAGCCCAACAAACCCGAGGUCUACUUCAUCAAGUAUAAGGAGGGCGAAAAGGAACCACACAAGCAGUAUGGGCCUCCAGCUCCCGCCUAUGGACCACCCUCCGGUCCGGCUCGGUAUCAACAGUUCUAGGAUCGAACACAUGCUAGCCAACAGUAGCCGAGUGCUCAGGGAUUCGCAAUGCGAAGCGAACGAAACUCCCGUGUUGUUAUCGUUGUUAUAGGGUUUAUGUGUUAAGUUUUUAAAAGAAAUGUUUGAAUACGGUGUUGUUGUUUCAUCCGAUCCCUCGUCUCAGUGCAUCAUCCUCAAACGAAGUUCACUGUUCUCUAGCACCACUGAGCAAAAGGAUUAAUGACUUCAUUUUUACUACGAACGCUCUCAACCCAACUUAAAAACGUCUUCUCAGCAACAGGACACUCGUU
This is a messenger RNA of Anopheles stephensi (Asian malaria mosquito), 1166 nucleotides long. Its product is annotated as pollen-specific leucine-rich repeat extensin-like protein 1. Lineage: Eukaryota; Metazoa; Arthropoda; Insecta; Diptera; Culicidae. Bases 271 to 876 code for a protein of 201 amino acids. The transcript is spliced from 2 exons. The record is from RefSeq and is a predicted model, not a curated record.